Phyllostomus discolor (pale spear-nosed bat) is the source of this 1792-nucleotide messenger RNA. It is a transcript of the gene WDR41, whose product is annotated as WD repeat domain 41. The transcript is spliced from 13 exons. Gene Ontology annotation, cellular component: lysosomal membrane. The record is from RefSeq and is a predicted model, not a curated record. NCBI's taxonomy places the organism in Eukaryota, Metazoa, Chordata, Mammalia, Chiroptera, Phyllostomidae. Gene Ontology annotation, molecular function: protein binding. Gene Ontology annotation, biological process: regulation of autophagy. The coding region runs from base 290 to 1669 and encodes 459 amino acids.
CCCGCGCCUGCUCACUUGGAGCUGAGGGUGCCUCUGAAGUCUUCUUACCCCAGCUGCUGCUGCCCUCCCUGGUGGCUGCCUCAAACAAAUCCUCUGUGGCUGGGUACGGCUUUGCAGACAAAUAUCUUAACGCCUUUGUGGGUUCUGCUUUGCACUGCUUUUUACGUGGGCAAAUCUGGAGCGGCAAGUAUUUGCAGCUCUACUGCUCUACUUCCUGAGAGGUAGGAGGAGGCUGAGGCCAGCGUAGAGUUCGGCCUGACUUGGGUCGGGCAGACACCAUCUUACCCGGAUGUUGCGAUGGCUGAUCGGGGGAAGCCGAGAACCUCAGGGACUGGCAGAGAAAUCUCCUUUACAGACGAUAGGUGAAGAACAAACCCAGAACCCCUACACUGAACUGCUUGUACUGAAAACUCAUCAUGAUAUUGUACGAUUCCUGGUACAGUUAGAUGACUACAGAUUUGCAUCUGCUGGUGAUGAUGGACUUGUAGUUGUAUGGAAUGCCCAGACAGGAGAAAAACUUCUGGAACUCAAUGGACACACUCAAAAGAUAACAGCUAUUACUACAUUUCCUUCCUUGGAAGCAUCUGAAGAAAAAAAUCAGCUUAUCUUGACAGCCUCUGCUGAUAGAACAGUUAUUGUAUGGAAUUGUGAUACUGGCAGACAGAUUCAGAAAGUAUCGUGCUUCCAGUCGACUGUAAAGUGUUUAACUGUUCUUCAGAGACUAGAUGUUUGGCUCUCUGGUGGGAAUGACCUGUGUGUGUGGAAUCGAAGAUUAGAUCUCCUGUGUAAGACUGGUCACCUUUCUGAUACAGGGAUCAGUGCUUUAAUUGAAAUACCUAAGAAUUGUGUUGUGGCAGCAGUUGGCAAAGAACUGAUAAUUUUCAGGUUGAUAGCACCCACAGAAGGAUCACUAGAGUGGGACAUUGUUGAAGUUAAGCACCUCCUUGAUCACCAGGAUAAUAUUCUCUCAUUGGCUAAUGUCAAUGAUUUGAGUUUCGUGACUGGCUCCCAUGUCGGAGAGCUGAUCAUCUGGGACAUUCUGGACUGGACCGUGCAGGCCUGUGAGCGCAACUUCUGGAACCCGCCUCCACAGCUGGACAGCCAGCAAGAAAUAAAACUCUGUCAAAAACCAAAUGACGUUUCUAUUCAUCAUUUCACAUGGGAUGAAGAGAAUGUAUUUGUUGCAGUUGGAAGGGGUUUAUACGUGUAUAACCUUCAAAUGAAGCGUGUGAUUGCCUGCCAGAAAACUGCACAUGACUCCAGUGUCCUACACAUUGCCAAACUUCCAAACAGGCAGUUAAUCUCAUGCUCAGAAGAUGGCAGUGUACGCAUUUGGGAGUUACGUGAAAAACAGCAGCUUGCAGCUGAACCUGUACCAACAGGUUUCUUUAACAUGUGGGGAUUUGGACGAGUGAACAAACAAGCCAGCCAACCUGUUAAAAAGCAACAAGAAAAUGCCACUUCAUGUUUACUAGAACUUAUUGGAGAUUUGAUUGGACACUCAUCAUCUGUAGAGAUGUUUCUAUACUUUGAAGAUCAUGGACUAGUGACAUGCUCUGCUGAUCAUCUCAUUAUUUUGUGGAAAAAUGGAGAACGAGAAUCUGGAUUGCGCAGUUUAAAAUUAUUUCAAAAAUUAGAGGAGAAUGGUGACUUGUAUCUUGCUGUCUAGUUUAGGGGAUUUGGAACACAUGUGCAUGAACUUUGAACAUCAAAUAUAGGGUAAUACUCUGAAAACCAUUAACAUGUUGAUCACUUAAUGUGUAAUAUAUAUUUUUGUCACUUUAUAAAUUUC